AUGGAUCUUCAUAAUAAAAUAGCUUCUAAAUUACUAAUAAAAUAUAAAUUAGUUAUUAAAAAUAUAUCAAGAAACUUUUCUUUUAAAAGUUUGGCUCCAGAAGGUACAAUUUUAAAAGGGAUUAAUAUUUACAAAAAAGGCAUGGAUCCUAUGGCACUUAAAGAAUCAGAAUACCCGGAUUGGUUAUGGAAAAUUUUAGAUGAUUCAAAAAUUUCUGAUGAAAAAAUAGAAAAGAAAAAAAAAUUUAAAAAAGACAAUAAAGAAAAAAUCAAAUCCAACAAUUUUCUAAGAAGCAGGCUUUAA
Messenger RNA from Pneumocystis murina B123, 303 nucleotides. RefSeq lists its product as hypothetical. Gene Ontology annotation, cellular component: mitochondrial large ribosomal subunit. Gene Ontology annotation, molecular function: structural constituent of ribosome. NCBI's taxonomy places the organism in Eukaryota, Fungi, Ascomycota, Pneumocystomycetes, Pneumocystales, Pneumocystaceae. The coding region runs from base 1 to 303 and encodes 100 amino acids. The record is from RefSeq and is a predicted model, not a curated record. The transcript has 2 exons.